GCGGCGUGACGAAAGGGAACGCAAUGAAAGGGGGCGUGCCUAGAGGGGCCCAAGGAGAGCGAACUUAAGUAAGGGGGGGCUGCCUGGAGACGGCCCAACUAAGCCGGGUGAGGUGAGGCGGAGGACGGGGCACACGGUUGCUGACAGGGCGCUGCCUUAGUGGUUCAGCUCCCGCUCAGGGAACGUCCCGUCAUGUCGCGCCUUUACCUUUGGUCCCCACUGCUCCUCCUCUCGUGGCCACCGUUGUGGCUUCUGGUCCAGGUAGCUCAGGCGUCGGGGGACUGGGCCCUGGACCAUGUCGCCCUGACCUCCGACCCCCCAGGGCUGACCUCUGAACGCUCACUGGACUCGCCCCAUGUGCUUGCACCCUCGGCAGAGCCGGGGGGCUUGGCUUACUCGACGGCCUCCUCUCCAGCCCAGAUGUUCGCCCCGCCCAGUCAGGAGGUAACGGAGACUUUCGUUCCAGACCCGGACUUGGAUUCAGCUGAUUUUGUAGAGGAUCCAGAUCCACCUACUGAGCCCCCUGAGGAGGUGGAAUCCUCACUCCAGGAAGAGGCCCCUGCUCAGCAUCCACAGCCCACAGAAGAGGUAGAAUCACCUCCACUUGAGCAGGAGGCUCUGUUUCAGCCUCCAGAGGCCCCUGAGGAAAUGGAAACUUCAAGCCUUCAGGAGGCCCUCCUAGCUCAAGCUUCGGAGAUACUUAAGGAGGCUGGAGGGCAGCCAUCAGCACGUCAUAGGGUAAAUGAAGCUCAGCAGUCAGGCAGGCACAGUGUCACUGUGACACCUCUGGAUCUGGCCCUUACCGUAACUCCAGAGGUCACUAAAAAGGUUGAACCUUCUCCAGUCCAGCAGGAUGGCUUAUUGCAGGCCCCAGAGAGCCCUGAGGAGUCUGAAACUCCUCCAGUCCUGGAGGAGGCCCCACCUCAGCCUCCAGAGCGCCCCGAAGAGGUUGACUUUUCACUCCAGCAGGAGACCCAAGCUCAGCCUCCAGAGCGCCCUGAGGAGGUGGAACCUUCCCCAGUCCAGCUAGGGUCCCCAGCUCACGCCCCAGGGUUCCCUACCCAGGAUGUACUUCAGAGGCCAGAGAGCGGUGAGCUAGAAGCUCCGCAUCAUCAGCCGCAUCCCCUUCAUUUGCACUUGCCCAAUGGGACACCUCAGCCUCUGGAUUUGGGACUUACCAUCACUCCAGGGCCUACUAAGGAAGCUGAGUCAACUACAGCCCAGCAGGAGGCCCUGCCUCAGCCUGUUGAGCACCCUGAGGAGACGGAAUCUUCUCCAACCCAGCAGGAGACCUCAGAGAAGCCUCCAGAGCCUCCUGGGGAGGUUGAGCCUUUGAGUGAGCAGGAGCCACCAGCUCAGCCUUCUGAGCCUCCUGGGGAAGAUGAACCGUUUCCAACCCAGCAGGAGACCCCAGUGCAGCUCUCAGAGUCUUUGGAAGAAGCUGAAACUUCUCCAACCCAGGAAGGGACCCCAGCUCUGUCUGCAGAAGAGGUAGAACCUUCUGCAACCCUGCAGGAGCAACCAGCUCAGCCUCCAGAGCCGCCUUCUGGGGAGGCGGAGCCUUUGCCAGCUCAACAGGAACAGCCAGCUCAACCUCCAGAGCAUCAUGAAGUGACAGUUUCACCUCCAAGUCACCAUCAUGCUCAGCAGUCAAACGUAGCCAAUGUCACUGUCAAGCCUGUGGAUGUGGGGCUUACCAUAAGCACAGAACCCAGGCCAGAGGUGGGACCUGGGUCUCCAAAUCCGCACAAGCCUUCAACUCAGCCGUCGGUGUCCCACACCAGUGUGGGAUUUUCUACAACCCAGCAUGAGGCCCCCACGCUGCCUCCACAGCCACCUGAGGAAGUUGAACCUUUGCCAGUUCAACAGGAGGCUCCAGAUCAAUCUCCAGAAGCUGCUACCGUUCAUGAGGAGGCCCCGGGUCAGCAUCCAGAGGCUCCUGGUGAGGUUGAAUCCUCCCCAGCUCAGCAAACAGAGCUCUCUAACGAGUAUGUCGCUAUCUCUCCAGAGCAUCACGUGACAACAGUUUCUCCGCUAGGUCAGGAUCAAGCUCAGCUUCCGCAGCGGCCCAGCAGUGUCACUGUUACACCUGUGGAUCUUGUGCUCACCUUAAGUCCAGCAUCCAGUAAUAAGGUUGAAGCUUUUCCACUGCCACCAGAAACCUCAGUGCAGUCUGCGGUGUCCCCUGAGCAGUCGCAACUGUUGUCAGGCCAGCAGGAGUUUUCAGGUCAGCAUUCAGCCCCAGCUCGGCCUGAAGAGGUUCCUGAGGAAACCGAACCUGCUCCCAGCCAUCAGGAGCACCCAACUCAGCCUCCAGAGGCCUCUGCAGAGGUCGAAGCUCAGCCUUCAGUAAAUGAAGAGGCGACGUUCUCACCUCCAGGUCCCGGUGAAGCGCAACGUCCAGGGUUGUCUAGUGCCACAGGGAAACCUUUGGAUCUGGCGCUUGUCUUAACUCUAGAGCCCACUAAGGAGGUGGAAACCUCUCCAGCGCAGCAGGAGGGCCCUGCUCAGACUCUAGAUCCCCCUGGGGGAAUGGAGCUUUCUUUAGUCCAGGAGGAGGCCCCAGCUCAGUCUCCCGUUCCCCUUGGGGCCCCAGCUGCAUCUCUGCAGCCCCCGAAGGAGGGAGAACCUUCUGCCACACAGCAGGAGCUUCAGGCUCAGCCGCCAGAGCCUCCUGAGAAGGUGGAACCCUUUUUAGCCUCUCAAGGGCCCCUUCCCGAACUUCUGCAGUCCCCUGGGCAUACAGAGGCUUCCUCGAUCCAGCAGGAGCUUUUGGAACCCCUCAAAGAGACGGACCCAUCUCCAUCCCAGCAGGGGACCCCGCCUCAGCCUCCAGAGCUGCCUAAGGAGGUGGAGGCACAAAGUCCAGUGCAUCCUGCGAUGACGGUUCCGACGCUUGGACAGGACCAGGCUCCGCCGAGUGUCACAGUUAAACCUCCAGAACCUGCUAUGGAGGCUGACCAUCCCACAGUCCUGCAGCAGACGACAGCUCCUCCAGCAUACCUCGAGGCGACACUUCCACAUCCAGAGCAGCUUCAGGCUCAGCGUCCAUACCUGACUGAAGUCACAGUUCAACCUUCAGACCUGGAACUGACCAUAAGUGCAGAACCCGCUAAGGGGGACGAACCUUCUGCAGCCACGCAGGAGACCCCAGCUCAGACUCUGGAGCCACCUAAAGAGGUUGUGGUCCAGCCUCCAUUGUAUCAGUCUGCGACGAAUGCAGCUCCAGGUCAGGACCAAGCUCCACAUCCAACAUUGCCCAACCCCCCGGUUCAGCCUUUGGACGUGGUGCUUACUGUGACUCCAGAACCUACCACGGAGGUUGAGCAUCCUACAACUCCCCCUCCAAACCCCACUGAGGGGACGCUUCCACGUCCAGAGCAGGUUCAGCAUCAGCAUCCAACCUUGACUGAAGUCACGGUUCAGCCUCUGGACCUGGGACUUAGCAUAACGACGGAACCCACGAAGGAGGAGGAACCUUCUCCAGCCACGCAGGAGACCCUAACCCAGCCUCCCGUAAGUCAGAGCCAAACAGUUCUAACACCACAUCAGGGUCAGGCUGAGCUUCCAACGUCACCCAGUGUCACAGGUAAGCCUGUGAACCAGGAGCCUAGCACAACUGCAGAACCCAGCACAGAGGCUGAACAUUCUACAGGCCUGCAGCAGACUACAGCUCCCCCUAUAGAACACCCUGAGGCGACACGUCCACAUGCAGACCUGACUCAAGUCACAAUUCAACCUGUGGAACUGACUGAAACUACAGGAUCCGGUGUGGAGGCUGAACCUUCUCCAACCGAGCAAGAGACCCCACCUCAGCCUCCAGAGCCAUUGCAUCAGGAGGUGACAGUUCCAGCUCCAAGUGAGGAUCAAAGUCAGGAACCUACCACCACUCUACACCCUACUGCAGAGGCUGAACCUUCUACAGUCCUGCAAGAGACGACAUCUCCCGCUCCAGAAUACCCUGCGGUGACACUUCCUUACCCAGGCCUGACUCAAGUCACAGCUCCACCUGUUAGCAUAACUUCUCAACCAGGGUCAACUGAGACAACCCUUCCUUCUGCGCAGUCUUCGGUGGUGCACUCCGCCCAAUACCCCCCAGAAAAGGAGCAGUCAGAACAGAAUGUCGUCACAGAGCACGUCGACAUAUGUGAGCUGUGCACCUGCAGAAAUGAGACGCUGUCGUGCACUGGACUCAGCCCAAAUCAGAGGCUCCGCAGUGUGCCUGUUCUAGGGCCCAAGAGCUACAACCACACCUUCACCGUCUUAGAUUUCCAAGGAAACGCUAUUUCUUACAUUGAUGGGAAUACAUGGAAGGCAUUCCAGUGGGUUGAGACACUAAUUCUCAGGGAUAAUGCUUUGACCGAGUUACAUAAGGAUUCCUUUGAAGGCUUGCUGUCCCUCCGGUAUUUGGACUUAUCCUGCAACAAAAUACAAUCUAUUGAAAGACGUACAUUUGAAUCGCUACCUUUUUUGCAAUAUGUAAAUCUUGGUUGCAAUUUAAUCACAGAGGUGAGCUUUGGAACGUUUCAAGCCUGGCAUGGAAUGCAGUUUUUACACAAGUUAGUUCUCAGCCAUAAUCCUUUGACAACAGUUGAAGAUUCGUAUCUUUAUAAAUUACCAGCGCUGAGAUACUUAGACCUGGGAACAACACAAGUGUCACUUACAACGGUUGAAAGUAUCCUCAUGAUGACCCUUGAAUUGGAAAAGCUGAUCUUGCCUAGCCAUAUGGCCUGCUGCCUCUGCCAAUUUAAAAACAGCAUUGAAGUUGUCUGCAAGACAGUCAAGCUGCAUUGUGACAGAUGCCUGCAAAACAGCGCGCGUUGUGAUAAAGAAACAUCUCUAGGGCACGCAGAAGGAUCGUUCAUGAAGGUGCUACAAGCCCGGAAGAAGAACACCAGCACCGAGCUGAUUAUUGAGCCAGAGAGGCCGUCCUCAGGCAGAAGUCGUGUCAGCUUGUCGAGCUUCAUGGAUGAGCAGCCGGACUUUAGUGAUGAAAGUGAUGUUAUCAGUGCACUCAACUACAUCCUGCCGUAUUUCUCCGAGGGAAAUCUAGAAGAUGCAGAAUCCACCUUGCUGCCAUUCAUCCAGCUUCUCUUUUCAAAUGUAGCAGAGGCAAACAUCCCACCGGGCCAUUUGAAGACCCCCACCGGGAACCCCUCUGUUAAACCUGAAUCCAGUAUUUCAACUUAUGAAACUAAAUUGAGGCAACUCCGUUUUCUGGAAAAUUUGUUAGAUGCAGAAAUUCAGGAAAAAAUUGAUGACGUUCUAAGGAAAGAAAAAACUGCCAUGCUUAUACAGUCCAACGUGUUAAGUCCCCAACUGAGACGCCACAUCCUUCGAGAGAAAUUGGAAACCGCCCGACAACAGGAGAAGAGCCUCGAAGAGGUUGAGAGCGCAGAAAAAAGGCCGCCGAAGGUGAACAGGGUCCUCGAGGGCCCAAGGGGCAUAAAGAAAAGGCACUUCAGAGAAAUGAGAAGGCAGAGCCCCAGGGGCAAAGAGAAUGCCCAGCCACUGGUGGAGAACGCUGCCAGAGGAAGCAAGCUCAGGGGGCCCUCCGCCAGGGAACUGGCCCAGCUGCACGUGGCGCAGAGGCCCGGGAAGCUAGUGGCAAACUCCUUGGAAAAAGAGGCUUUACUCCUAAAGGAACGUAAAGCGGAAGUCUCUUCUUUCCUGAAACAGUACUCGAGGGGCAGGCCUGCUGCCUCUAUCCAUCCAGAAGCCCCAGGAAAGGUCAAAAAGAAAUCAAAGGACUUAUCAUACACUAUUUUUGUUUUAGAAGAUGCUAAUGCAAGAGUCAAAAAUAUGAAGACUUCUAAAACACUCUCACAUCCCAGAAAGAUGUACUCCUUCCGCAACUCUCACUCUCCUUUGCUUCACAGAACGACCGUUCCCAAAAAGGGCCAGGGGUUCCCAGGCAAAAUCUCAAGCUACAGAUCGCUGUUUGCCUUGAGGCCUCUGUCCUCUGCAGUGAGGAGCCUCAUAAAUUCCCCUUCACUAGAGGCUUCGUCGCCUUCAGGAGAACCCAGUUCUCAGGAAAAGCCUUCUCCACAAUCCUUUUCUCCUUCAGAGCCUUCUACAGAAAACGUCAUCUCAGAAAACAAUACUCCACAGGUUGUUUUUGAAGAACUUACUACUGCUUCAGGCACAACUACUUUGUCGGGCACUCUCCCUGCAAGCACCGCCCAGAGCACUCUUCCUUCAGGAUAUUCUGCUGUUCCUGCAGACAACGUUAUGCCUACUGAUCAACACACCCACAAAAUACAGUGGGAGUACCACGGUGUGGGCACUGACGUGGCCUCCAAGCCCACAAGCUUCAUUGCCCCAGGAGUUUCCUCCCCGGGGACUCAGUUUGAAGCUCAGCUGAACCAGCAGCUGCAGUCCCUCAUCCCCAACAAUGACGUGAGGGGGCUCAUUUCUCAUGUUAUCCGGACGUUGAAGAUGGACUGCUCCGAGCCCCAAGUGCAGCUGGCCUGUGCCAAGCUCAUCUCCAGGACAGGCCUCCUGAUGAAGCUUCUCAGUGAGCAGCAAGAAGCAAAGGUGUCCAAGGCAGAAUGGGAUACGGACCAGUGGAAAACCGAGAACUACAUCAACGAGAACACAGAAGCCCAGGGGGAACAGAAGGAGUCGAGUGAGCUCCCCAAAGAAGUCCCCGGAUAUGGCUAUAAUAACAAGCUCAUCUUGGCGAUAUCUGUGACUGUAGUGGUGAUGCUUUUGAUUGUAAUUUUCUGUCUCAUCGAGGUCUGUUCUCGUAAGAGGGCAUUGCGGGAAGGGAAAGUAGGACGCAAAAGGGGCUUUUUCGGCUUUCUGCUGCGUAAGAGACGCUCGGGGGAGAGCGAGAGCGAGAGGGAGGGCUUCUUUUGGAGAAGGCGGCCACUCUGGCUUCAGGAUAUGUACAGACCUCUCAACGCCACACGCAAGAAAAACAUGGCCCAGAAGCUACACGACAAGGAGUCUUCUGAUGAGGAAGAGGUCCUCCAUGCGGGUGCGGGGGAGGUCAGUGAAGCCCCAGCAGAUGCGGUUCUGACCAUAGAAUCGGACGUGGAAGACCUGGGUGAGGAGAGUGACGCGGCACCUGAGGUUCCCCCCGAGUGAGCCCCGUCCUGGCUCAGGCCGCCUACACGUGUGUGUAUAGCACCAGAUUCUAGGAAUUGCUUGUAAAAUAUUUUUGUUGUUGUUCUAGUAAAAUGUACAUUCACAACCAAUCAGCCAUGUGGUAAGGAAUUAGAAUGUAAGCAGCCGAAUUAUUUCUAUGCCAGUAACAAGGGCCGCAGGCAAGAAACCGCAGAGCUGAAGCUAGAACCCCUGGUGGUAGCCGGUACCUGCACAAGAGGAAAUGCGGGCCAAGGAGGGGGAAGAGGAGGAGGAAGGGGGCUUCUCUCCCUCGAUUCCCCAGUGGAAUCAGUCCCUGGGAACUUGAGGACAUGUCAUCCUCAAGGGGCGUAGAGCGUCAGGUCAGAUAACAGCGUGUGCUGGUGCUCUCUCUCCUGGUUCAUCAAGUACCAGUUGUUUACAGCAUGUUUCCAGGCC
Molecule: messenger RNA, 7527 nt
Organism: Sus scrofa (pig)
Lineage: Eukaryota; Metazoa; Chordata; Mammalia; Artiodactyla; Suidae
Source: RefSeq, a predicted model, not a curated record